This is a messenger RNA of Annulohypoxylon truncatum, 3417 nucleotides long. RefSeq lists its product as uncharacterized. Bases 133 to 2964 code for a protein of 943 amino acids. Lineage: Eukaryota; Fungi; Ascomycota; Sordariomycetes; Xylariales; Hypoxylaceae. Gene Ontology annotation, molecular function: zinc ion binding. The record is from RefSeq and is a predicted model, not a curated record. The transcript has 3 exons.
AUACGGCUCUUGAAGCUGACCGCCUAAAUCUAGGAGUACAGUACCACAAACACCACCAUUUCCUGAUAAGCGACAUUGUCCACCUGACACUUAGUAAUCCGAUUGCCUUUGGUACAUAUUCUUCCGGUAAAGAUGGCUUCGUCAUCAACCGCAACUCCCGAGACCUUGAUUACCCUCAAGGUUAGCUUCGAUGGUGUAACCCGUCGAUUUAAGCUUCCUCUUCGUGAGCUUGUGGUAUCUACGUUGGAGAACAAGCUUCGCCAUUCCCUGCAGAUUCCGUCAGAAACCACGGCCACGUUUGAGCGCUACUCAGACUCGGCUGGCUCAUUUGUUGUCCUGCACCCAGCCAACAUCCCAGCCUAUAAGCAACUUUACCGAGCCGCCAAAGCCAAGCAAAAGUUAAAGCUUCGAGUUACUACUCAGAAGCCUGAGCCCGAGGCUGAGCCCGAACCAGAAGUUAAGCAGGAAGCUGAGCCUGCCCGCGAACCUGAAGAAGUCAAGGCACCCAAGCCCGUUACGAUUGAAGACGAGCCCGAGGUCGAGUCGAAGGAGGUUGUUGAACCUACCAUCCAUGAACCUUCUCUAGACCUGACAUCUGAAGCCCUGUCCCCUAUCAAUACUUCUGCCGAGAUUGGCACUGAAGUCCUCAAUUCCAUUUCUGUGUCAGACAUUCACUCGAACCUGCCCGACUUCAUCAAGCUAUGGCGUACAUAUGGUAUGCCCAGCAUCCACGUUAGACGAGACGAAGAAGGCAAAGAAAUUGUCGACCUUGUUAAAUCCACGCCCGCAGUUACAGCCGAGUCCCUAAUGGCCCUUGAGUCUAACGAGGCAACGCAAAGCAGCUUGACUGAUACCAGUCGAUGUCCUUUCUCCCAGUCUGCAUCGCCGCUGGCUGACACUUCCCGUCUUAUUGACUCACUCAAGCAGAGGUUGGCUGUCUCGAAAGAGUCUCGGAAGAGUUCGGGUCUCCCAGAAAGCUAUUACUUCCGCAAUACUAAGGCGAAGGAGGCCCAGACGGAGGAGGUAAAGAUCGAGGAAGCUAAGAUGGAAGAAGCUACGGCUGCUCCCAGCUGCCCUAAGCGACCAUUCACCGUCUGUUGCAACAGCUGUGACCGAGCUGUUCCUGAUGCGCAUUUCCACUGUUCCACUUGCGACGAUGGUGACUUUGACCUCUGCCAGGAUUGUGUCAACCAGGGCAUAACAUGUUAUGGUGAUGGACACUGGCUCAUUAAGCGAACCAUUAAGGAUGGCCAGAUCAAUUACAGCAGCACCCACGUUGCUCCUAAGAUAUCCCGACCCAAGCCAACUAAGGUGGUGGCUACUGCCCCUAUUGUCAACCUACCUAUUAGACCCGCCGAGAGUGUAAACUGGGCUCCGUCCUGGAGUGCACCUUUCAAUGAUCGGACCUGCAACUGUUGUGUCCAGGACUUCCCCGGAGAGGAUUUCCUACACUGCACAACAUGUGACGAUUACGACCUCUGCAAGAAUUGCUUUGCCAAAAAUAAGCAUGGUCACCACCCCGCACAUGGUUUUGUCCCUGCCGUGAAAGGUACGACUUUCGAUCAUAGCGUAUCUUCGCGUCUGGCCCCUGGUAGAAAUGCUACCCACAACGCUAUCUGUGACGGCUGCGACAAGUACGUGCGCGGUAUUCGACACAAGUGCCUCGACUGCCCUGAUUGGGACUACUGCUCAGAAUGUGUCCAGAAUGCCGACUUCAUCCACGCAAACCAUCGUUUUGUGGCUAUCUACGAGCCUUUGGCUGACCGAGCUAUGCAAUCUGCAUCUCGUGCUACCCACUACGGUAUUUGCUGUGAUGGCCCAUUAUGUGCAGCCACCCAUGGGGGCUCGUCAAAGUGCAUUGUUGGCGUACGAUACAAGUGUGCUGUGUGCCACGACACCGAUUUCUGCGCCAACUGCGAGGCUAGCCCUUCUAACAAGCACAAUAAGACGCAUCCUCUAAUUAAGUUCAAGACGCCCGUGCGUCACGUUAGCGUCACCACCACUGGUGAGCAUGAGGAUGGUCAACGCAUGCCUACGAUGGGCGAUCGUGUUACCCGAGCUACGGCAACGGAUGCCUCGGUUCACGAGAGCAUUGCUGCUACCCCUGUGCAGACCGUGGUUGAUGUGCAGCCCACUGAGCAGCAGACACCUAAGCCGGAAGAGAAGGAAGUAGAAGUAAAGAAGGAAGAAGUGGAUGCAGAGGUAGCAACUCUGGUCGAGAAGCAACCGAGUACACCUGACCUUGUCGCCGUAUUCCAGCACGACAGAGUCGCUGAUGGAACCAUCCUGCCUCCUAACUACACUUUUGAGCAGGUCUGGGUUCUCCGCAACGAGGGCACAGAUGCUUGGCCAGCUGGUUGCUCAGUAAAGUUCGUUGGUGGUGACUACAUGGGGGCUGUUGACCCCACUCACCCGGCUGGUAUUCAUGAGCUGGUUUCGGCUUCCGAGUCGACGAUUUGCUACAACGCACUUAAGCCCGGCCAAGAGUUUCCUUUUACUGUCCUGAUGCGCACCCCUGACCGAGAGGGGAAGGUGAUUUCUUACUGGCGACUAACCACCCCCGAUGGCGUCAAGUUUGGCCACAAGCUAUGGUGCGACGUAACUGUCCAGGCGCCCCCCAAGGUCGUGGAGGCUCAACCUCUGCCCGAGAAGGAAGAAGCUAGCAGUUCGCCUACUCUUGAUGUAGCCGAGAGCCAGAUGAUCAUUCCCAAGUUGGAGCACGAAUCGCCAUCUGCCAGCAUGCAUGAGAAUGCUCGAUCAGAGGGAGAAGUUGAGACAGAGACGGACACGCUUGCGCAAUCUGUGCAAGAUGAGCAGGAGGAGGAAGACUUUGAGGACUGCGGUGAGGACGAGGAGUGGGCGGAGUCUGAUGAGGGUUUCAUGACCGAUGAGGAAUACGACAUCCUCGAUGCGUCGGACGAGGAAUACCUCUCAGAACAGCACAAGCCGGCAUCGAAGAAAUAAGCAGCAGAGAGAAGCCUCGCAGUACGUUCGGCCGAAAACACCACUUUGCGAGGGCGGUUUCGAGGGCGACUUCGUGGCAAAGAAAGAGAGGCGUUAUUUCAGUGUGCUGUCUGUUUCUUCAUUCCCAUUUCGGUGCCGGCUCCUAGGACUAUCUACUUACUGACGAUUUGCUUGUUUUCGGGUAGAGGUCAUAAUGAUCUCUACAGAUGCCACAUGACAUCCACAUCUCAUUCCACUCAUUAGUUAGGCAACAGGAACAGAUUGUUGGCAUGCGCAGGAGCUAUAAGGAUAGGGUCCGGUAGCUCAAUUCACUUGUGUUCAUAAAAUUGUGCGAAUUACGAUGUACUUUCAUUAGGUACUACUGCGUCUUUAAUGUGCUAUCUUCGUAAUUGUAUACAUAAUAUCCAGGUAGGUAUGCAAAGCAGCAAGGUAAAUAUGUAGGUAGAAUUCUGU